Molecule: messenger RNA, 11200 nt
Organism: Odobenus rosmarus divergens (Pacific walrus)
Lineage: Eukaryota; Metazoa; Chordata; Mammalia; Carnivora; Odobenidae
Gene: ZFHX3
Product: zinc finger homeobox 3
Exons: 10
Coding region: 1-11073 (3690 amino acids)
Biological process (GO): regulation of neuron differentiation; brain development; regulation of transcription by RNA polymerase II
Cellular component (GO): nucleus
Molecular function (GO): RNA polymerase II cis-regulatory region sequence-specific DNA binding; DNA-binding transcription factor activity, RNA polymerase II-specific; zinc ion binding
Source: RefSeq, a predicted model, not a curated record
AUGGAAGGCUGUGACUCGCCUGUCGUCUCGGGGAAGGACAAUGGGUGCGGUAUCCCUCAGCACCAGCAAUGGACUGAACUCAACAGCACCCACCUCCCCGACAAACCCAGUAGCAUGGAGCAGUCCACAAGCGAGAACCACGGGCCCCUGGACAGCCUGAGGGCCCCCUUCAAUGAACGCCUCGUGGAGGGCACCGCCCCGGCCGGCACUGCCGCCGAGCCCGCCGGCAAGGAGGUCAGCUGCAACGAGUGCUCGGCCUCCUUUGCCAGCUUACAGACCUACAUGGAGCACCACUGCCCCAGUGCGCGCCCCCCGCUCCCCCUGAGAGAGGAGAGCGGGAGCGACACCAGUGAGGAGGGGGACGAGGAGAGUGAUGUGGAGAACCUGGCUGGGGAGAUCGUCUACCAGCCCGAUGGCUCGGCCUACAUUGUCGAGAGCCUGAGCCAGCUGACCCAAAGCGGGGGCACCUGUGGCAGUGGCAGUGGGCCUCUCCCUUCGCUCUUCCUGAACUCUCUCCCCGGGGCAGGGGGCAAGCAGGGGGACCCUUCUUGUGCUGCACCAGUCUACCCACAGAUCAUCAACACUUUCCACAUAGCCUCAUCCUUCGGGAAAUGGUUUGAGGGCCCAGACCAGGCUUUCCCGAAUACCUCAGCCCUGACGGGGCUCAGCCCCGUCCUGCACAGCUUCCGCGUUUUUGACGUGCGACACAAAAGCAACAAGGAUUACCUGAACAGCGACGGCUCUGCCAAAAGCUCCUGCGUAUCCAAAGAUGUUCCCAACAAUGUGGACCUGUCCAAAUUCGAUGGCUUCGUGCUCUACGGCAAGAGGAAGCCCAUCCUGAUGUGUUUCUUGUGCAAACUCUCCUUCGGGUACGUCCGUUCGUUUGUGACCCACGCGGUGCACGACCACCGAAUGACCCUGAGUGAAGACGAGCGGAAAAUUCUUAGCAAUAAGAACAUCUCCGCUAUCAUCCAAGGGAUUGGCAAAGACAAGGAACCCCUUGUAAGUUUUUUGGAACCAAAAAACAAAAACUUUCAACACCCUUUAGUUUCCACAGCUAACCUCAUAGGCCCCGGACACAGUUUUUAUGGUCAAUUUAGUGGCAUUCGAAUGGAAGGGGAGGAGGCUCUCCCAGCCGGCUCUACCGCGGGCCCUGAGCAGCCCCAGGCUGGCAUCUUGACCCCCAGCACCCUCUUGAACCUUGGCGGGCUCACCAGCUCGGUCCUGAAGACCCCCAUUACCUCAGUCCCCCUGGGGCCUCUGGCCUCCAGUCCUACCAGAUCCUCAGAGGGCAAGGACUCUGGGGUAGCAGCGGGAGAGAAGCAAGACGCGGGCGAUCCGGACUGCCUCUCCGAGAAAGCAGAGCCAGCCGAGGAGGAGGCGGAGGAGGAGGAGGAGGAGGAGGAGGCAGAGGAGGAGGAGGAGGAGGAAGACGAGGAAGAGGAGGAGGAGGAAGACGAGGGUUGCAAAGGACUCUUUCCAAGCGAGUUGGACGACGACCUGGAGGACAGGCCCCGCGAGGAGUCUGGGGCCGCGGCAGGCAGCAGCAAAAAGGACCUCGCGCUCUCAAACCAAAGCAUUUCUAACUCCCCCUUAAUGCCUAAUGUGCUCCAGACCCUGUCGAGGGGCGCAGCUCCUACUAGUUCUAAUUCUGCUUCUUCCUUUGUUGUCUUUGAUGGUGCGGACAGGAGAAAUCGUUUAAGCUUUAACAGUGAGGGCGUCAGGGCCAGUGUGGCAGAGGGCGGCAGGAGGCUGGACUUUGCAGACGAAAGUGCCAAUAAAGACAAUGCCACAGCACCGGAACCAAAUGAAAGCACAGAGGGCGACGACGGGGGCUUUGUCCCCCAUCACCAGCACGCUGGCUCCCUCUGCGAGCUGGGGGUUGGGGAAUGCCCCUCGGGGAGUGGCGUGGAGUGCCCCAAAUGCGACACGGUCCUGGGCUCCUCCCGCUCGCUGGGCGGCCACAUGACCAUGAUGCAUUCUCGUAACUCAUGUAAGACACUUAAGUGCCCCAAGUGCAACUGGCACUAUAAGUACCAGCAGACCCUGGAGGCGCACAUGAAGGAGAAGCACCCGGAGCCGGGGGGCUCCUGUGUCUACUGCAAAAGCGGGCAGCCCCACCCUCGGUUGGCGCGAGGUGAGAGCUACACGUGUGGUUACAAGCCUUUCCGCUGUGAGGUGUGUAACUACUCCACAACUACCAAAGGCAACCUCAGUAUCCAUAUGCAGUCCGACAAGCAUCUCAACAACAUGCAGAACCUGCAGAACGGAGGGGGGGAGCAGGUGUUCAGCCACUCGGCCGGGGCGGCGGCCGCGGCGGCGGCGGCCGCGGCGGCCGCGGCGGCCAAUAUCGGCAGCUCCUGCGGGGCCCCCUCGCCCACCAAACCAAAAACCAAACCCACCUGGCGGUGCGAGGUGUGCGAUUACGAGACCAACGUGGCCAGGAACCUGCGCAUCCACAUGACCAGCGAGAAGCACAUGCACAACAUGAUGCUCCUGCAGCAAAACAUGACCCAGAUCCAGCACAACCGACACCUGGGCCUCGGCAGCCUGCCCUCACCCGCCGAGGCCGAGCUUUACCAGUACUACCUGGCCCAGAACAUGAACCUGCCCAACCUGAAGAUGGACAGCACCGCCUCGGAUGCCCAGUUCAUGAUGAGUGGAUUCCAGCUGGAUCCCACCGGGCCCAUGGCCGCCAUGACACCUGCUCUAGUGGGCGGUGAGAUCCCCCUAGACAUGCGCCUCGGGGGCGGGCAGCUGGUGUCGGAGGAGCUGAUGAACCUGGGCGAGAGCUUCAUCCAGACCAACGAUCCGUCGCUGAAGCUCUUCCAGUGCGCCGUCUGCAACAAGUUCACCACGGAUAACCUGGACAUGCUGGGGCUGCACAUGAACAUGGAGCGCAGCCUCCCAGAGGACGAGUGGAAGGCCGUGAUGGGGGACUCGUACCAGUGCAAGCUCUGCCGCUACAACACCCAGCUCAAGGCCAACUUUCAGCUGCACUGCAAGACAGACAAGCAUGUGCAGAAGUACCAGCUGGUGGCCCACAUCAAGGAGGGUGGCAAAGCCAACGAGUGGCGGCUCAAGUGCGUGGCCAUCGGCAACCCCGUCCACCUCAAGUGCAACGCGUGCGACUACUACACCAACAGCUUGGAGAAGCUGCGGCUGCACACGGUCAACUCCAGGCACGAGGCCAGCCUGAAGCUGUACAAGCACCUGCAGCAGCACGAGAGUGGAGUGGAGGGCGAGAGCUGCUACUACCACUGCGUCCUGUGCAACUAUUCCACCAAGGCCAAGCUCAACCUCAUCCAGCACGUGCGCUCCAUGAAGCACCAGCGCAGUGAGAGCCUGCGCAAGCUGCAGCGGCUGCAGAAGGGCCUCCCGGAGGAGGACGAGGACCUGGGACAGAUCUUCACCAUCCGCAGGUGCCCCUCCACCGAGCCGGAAGAAGCCACUGAAGAUGUUGAAGGGCCCAGUGACGCGACUGCUGAUCCAGAGGAGCUUGCUAAAGACCAGGAGAGUGGAGCGUCGUCCAGCCAAGCAGAGAAGGAGCUGACAGAUUCUCCUGCAACCUCCAAACGCAUCUCCUUCACAGGUAGCUCGGAAUCUCCUCUCUCUUCAAAGCGACCUAAAACAUCAGAGGAGACCAAACCAGAGCAGAUGUACCAGUGUCCCUACUGCAAGUACAGCAAUGCCGACGUCAACCGGCUCCGGGUGCAUGCCAUGACGCAGCACUCCGUGCAGCCCAUGCUGCGCUGCCCCCUGUGCCAGGACAUGCUCAACAACAAGAUCCACCUCCAGCUGCACCUCACCCACCUCCACAGCGUGGCGCCUGACUGCGUGGAGAAACUCAUAAUGACGGUGACCACCCCUGAGAUGGUGAUGCCCAGCAGCAUGUUCCUCCCAGCAGCUGUUCCAGAUCGAGACGGAAACUCCACUUUGGAGGAGGCAGGAAAGCAGCCUGAAACCUCAGAGGAUCUGGGAAAGAACAUCUUGCCCUCUGUAAGCACAGAGCACAGUGGAGAUUUGAAACCCUCUUCUGCUGACCCAGGCUCUGUGAGAGAAGAUUCAGGCUUCCUAUGCUGGAAGAAGGGGUGCAAUCAGGUUUUCAAAACUUCUGCCACUCUUCAAACACACUUCAAUGAGGUUCAUGCCAAAAGGCCUCAGCUGCCUGUGUCAGAUCGCCAUGUGUACAAGUAUCGCUGUAAUCAAUGCAGCCUGGCUUUCAAGACCAUUGAAAAGCUGCAGCUCCAUUCUCAGUACCAUGUGAUCAGAGCUGCCACAAUGUGCUGUCUUUGUCAGCGUAGUUUCCGAACUUUUCAGGCUCUGAAGAAACACCUUGAGACAAGCCACCUGGAGUUGAGUGAGGCUGACAUCCAACAGCUUUAUGGUGGCCUUCUGGCCAAUGGGGACCUCCUGGCAAUGGGAGACCCUACCCUGGCAGAGGACCACACCAUAAUUGUUGAGGAAGACAAGGAGGAAGAGAGUGACUUAGAAGACAAACAGAGCCCAACGGGCAGUGACUCUGGGUCAGUACAAGAAGACUCAGGCUCAGAGCCAAAGAGAGCUCUACCUUUCAGAAAAGGCCCCAACUUCACCAUGGAAAAAUUUCUAGACCCUUCUCGCCCUUACAAGUGUACAGUCUGCAAGGAGUCUUUCACUCAAAAGAAUAUCCUGCUCGUGCACUACAAUUCUGUCUCCCACCUGCAUAAGUUGAAGAGAGCCCUUCAAGAAUCGGCAACUGGUCAGCCAGAACCCACCAGCAGCCCAGACAACAAACCUUUCAAGUGUAACACUUGUAACGUGGCCUAUAGCCAGAGUUCCACUUUAGAGAUCCACAUGCGGUCUGUGUUGCAUCAAACCAAGGCCCGAGCAGCCAAGCUGGAGGCUGCAAGUGGCAGUAGCAAUGGGACGGGGAACAGCAGCAGUGUCUCCCUGAGCUCCUCCACCCCAAGUCCUGUGAGCACCAGUGCCAGUAACACCUUUACCACCACCAACCCAAACAGUGCUGGCAUCACUCCGAGUUCCAAUCUACUGAGCCAAGUGCCCCCUGAAAGUGUAGGGAUGCCAGCCCUGGGGAAUCCCAUCGGUGCCAACAUCACUUCCCCUUCAGAGCCCAAGGAGGCCAAUCGGAAGAAGCUGGCGGAUAUGAUUGCAUCCAGACAGCAGCAGCAGCAGCAGCAGCAGCAGCAGCAGCAAGCACAGACACUAGCCCAGGCCCAGGCUCAAGUUCAAGCUCACCUGCAGCAGGAGCUGCAGCAGCAAGCUGCCCUGAUCCAGUCUCAGCUGUUCAACCCCGCCCUGCUUCCUCACUUCCCCAUGACCACAGAGACCCUGCUGCAGCUGCAGCAGCAGCAGCAUCUCCUCUUCCCCUUCUACAUCCCCAGCGCAGAGUUCCAGCUCAACCCUGACGUGAGCUUGCCAGUGACCAGCGGGGCGCUGACACUGACGGGGACGGGCCCGGGCCUGCUAGACGAUCUGAAGGCUCAGGUUCAGAUCCCAACACAGAGCCACCAGCAGAUCCUGCAGCAACAACAGCAAAGCCAGCUCUCUCUGUCCCAGACUCACUCUGCCCUUCUACAACCCAGCCAGCACUCCGAAAAGAAAAACAAAUUGGUCAUCAAAGAAAAGGAAAAAGAAAGCCAGAGAGAGAGGGACAGUGCCGAGGUGGGAGAGGGCAACCCAGGACCCAAGGAAUCGCUGCCAGAUGCCUUGAAGGCUAAAGAGAAGAAAGAAUUGGCACCAGCGGCUAGUUCUGAGCCUUCCAUGCUCCCACCACGCAUCGCCUCAGAUGCCAGAGGGAACGCCACCAAGGCCCUGCUGGAGAACUUUGGCUUUGAACUGGUCAUUCAGUACAACGAAAACAAGCAGAAGGUGCAGAAGAAGAAUGGGAAGACUGAGCAGGGAGAGAAUUUGGAAAAGCUUGAGUGUGACUCCUGUGGCAAGUUGUUUUCUAACAUCUUGAUUUUAAAGAGUCAUCAAGAGCACGUUCAUCAAAACUACUUUCCCUUUAAACAGCUAGAGAGAUUUGCUAAACAGUACCGUGAGCAGUACGAUAAACUGUACCCCCUGAGGCCCCAGACCCCAGAGCCGCCGCCACCGCCUCCCCCGCCACCUCCUCCUCCCCCUCUUCCUGCAGCACCACCUCAGCCGGCUUCCACGCCAGCCAUCCCUGCAUCAGCCCCGCCCAUCACUUCACCCACAAUCGCACCCACCCAGCCAUCCGUGCCACUCACCCAGCUCUCUAUGCCCAUGGAGCUGCCCAUCUUCUCACCACUGAUGAUGCAGACGAUGCCACUGCAGACCUUGCCGGCUCAGCUGCCCCCUCAGCUUGGACCUGUGGAGCCUCUGCCUGCGGACCUGGCCCAGCUAUACCAGCACCAGCUCAAUCCAAGCCUGCUCCAACAGCAGAACAAGAGGCCUCGCACCAGGAUCACGGAUGACCAGCUCCGGGUCCUGCGGCAAUAUUUUGACAUUAACAACUCCCCCAGUGAAGAACAGAUCAAAGAAAUGGCAGACAAGUCUGGGUUGCCCCAGAAAGUGAUCAAGCACUGGUUCAGAAACACCCUCUUCAAGGAGCGGCAGCGUAACAAGGAUUCCCCUUACAACUUUAGCAAUCCUCCCAUCACCAGCCUGGAGGAGCUCAAGAUAGACUCACGGCCCCCUUCGCCAGAACCUCAGAAGCAGGAGUACUGGGGAAGCAAGAGGUCUUCAAGAACAAGGUUUACUGACUAUCAGCUGAGGGUCCUACAGGACUUCUUUGAUGCCAAUGCUUACCCAAAGGAUGACGAAUUUGAGCAACUCUCUAAUUUACUAAACCUUCCAACCCGAGUCAUAGUGGUGUGGUUUCAAAAUGCCCGACAGAAGGCCAGGAAAAAUUAUGAGAAUCAGGGGGAGGGCAAAGAUGGAGAGCGGCGUGAGCUUACAAACGAUAGGUAUAUUCGAACAAGCAACUUGAACUACCAGUGCAAAAAAUGUAGCCUGGUGUUUCAGCGCAUCUUUGAUCUCAUCAAGCAUCAGAAGAAGCUGUGUUACAAGGAUGAGGAUGAGGAGGGGCAGGAUGACAGCCAAAAUGAGGAUUCCAUGGAUGCCAUGGAAAUCCUGACACCCACCAGCUCCUCCUGCAGCACCCCAAUGCCCUCACAGGCUUACAGCGCCCCAGCACCAUCAGCCAACACAGCUUCCUCCGCUUUCUUACCGCUCACAGCGGAGCCUGAUGAACUGGCCACUUUUAGUUCAAAAACAGAGGCAAGUGAUGAGAAACCAAAGCAGGCUGAACCUCCCAGUGCACAGCCAAACCAAACCCAAGAAAAGCAAGGACAACCAAAGGCAGAGCUGCAGCAACAAGACCAGCCGGAGCAGAAGACAAACGCAGCCCAGCAAAAGCUCCCACAGCUCACUUCCCCCACUUCGUUACCACAGCCUCCUCCACAAGCACCCCCACCUCAGUGUCCCUUACCCCAGUCAAGCCCCAGUCCUUCUCAGCUCUCCCACCUGCCCCUCAAGCCCCUCCACACGUCGACUCCUCAACAGUUGGCAAACCUACCUCCUCAGCUAAUCCCCUACCAGUGUGAUCAAUGUAAGUUGGCAUUUCCAUCAUUUGAGCACUGGCAGGAGCAUCAGCAGCUUCAUUUCCUGAGUGCACAGAACCAGUUCAUCCACCCCCAGUUUUUGGACAGGUCACUGGAUAUGCCUUUCAUGCUGUUUGAUCCUAGUAACCCACUCCUGGCGAGCCAGCUGCUCUCUGGGGCUAUACCUCAGAUUCCAGCCAGCUCGGCCACUUCUCCUUCAACUCCAACCUCCACAAUGAACACUCUGAAGAGGAAGCUGGAGGAAAAGGCCAGUGCAAGCCCUGGAGAAAAUGACAGUGGGACAGGAGGAGAAGAACCUCAGCGAGACAAGCGUUUGAGGACAACCAUUACACCAGAACAGCUAGAAAUUCUGUACCAGAAGUAUCUGUUAGACUCCAAUCCAACUCGAAAGAUGUUGGAUCACAUCGCACACGAGGUGGGCUUGAAGAAACGUGUGGUCCAAGUUUGGUUUCAGAAUACCCGAGCCCGGGAACGGAAAGGACAGUUCCGGGCUGUGGGUCCAGCGCAGGCGCACAGAAGAUGCCCUUUUUGCAGAGCACUCUUCAAAGCCAAGACUGCCCUCGAGGCUCAUAUCCGGUCCCGUCAUUGGCAUGAGGCCAAGAGAGCUGGCUACAACCUAACUCUGUCUGCAAUGCUCUUGGACUGUGAUGGGGGACUCCAGAUGAAAGGAGAUAUUUUUGAUGGAGCCAGCUUUUCCCACCUACCCCCAAGCAGUAGUGAUGGCCAAGGUGUCCCCCUCUCACCUGUGAGUAAAACCAUGGACUUGUCUCCCCGAACUCUUCUUAGCCCUUCUUCCAUCAAGGUGGAGGGAAUUGAAGAUUUUGAAAGCCCCUCCAUGUCCUCAGUUAAUCUGAACUUUGACCAAACUAAGCUGGACAAUGACGACUGUUCCUCUGUCAACACAGCAAUCACGGAUACCACCACCGGAGACGAGGGCAAUGCGGAUAAUGACAGUGCGACGGGAAUAGCAACAGAAACCAAAUCCUCUUCUGCACCCAAUGAAGGGUUGACCAAAGCGGCCAUGAUGGCAAUGUCUGAGUAUGAAGAUCGGUUGUCAUCUGGUCUGGUCAGCCCAGCCCCAAGCUUUUACAGCAAGGAAUACGACAAUGAAGGUACAGUGGACUACAGUGAAACCUCGAGCCUUGCAGACCCCUGCUCCCCGAGUCCUGGUGCAAGCGGGUCAGCAGGCAAAUCUGGAGACAGUGGGGAUCGGCCAGGGCAGAAACGUUUUCGCACUCAAAUGACCAAUCUGCAGCUGAAAGUCCUCAAGUCAUGCUUUAAUGACUACAGGACGCCCACCAUGCUAGAGUGUGAGGUCCUGGGCAAUGAUAUUGGACUGCCAAAGAGAGUUGUUCAGGUCUGGUUCCAGAAUGCCCGGGCAAAAGAAAAGAAGUCCAAGUUAAGCAUGGCCAAGCAUUUUGGUAUAAACCAAACAAGUUACGAGGGGCCGAAAACAGAGUGCACUUUGUGUGGCAUCAAGUACAGCGCUCGGUUGUCUGUACGUGACCAUAUCUUUUCCCAGCAGCAUAUCUCCAAAGUUAAGGACACCAUUGGAAGCCAGUUGGAUAAGGAGAAAGAAUACUUUGACCCAGCCACAGUACGUCAGUUGAUGGCUCAACAAGAGUUGGACCGGAUUAAAAAGGCCAACGAGGUCCUCGGACUGGCAGCUCAGCAGCAAGGGAUGUUUGACAAUGCCCCUCUUCAGGCUCUUAACCUUCCUACAGCAUAUCCGGCGCUCCAGGGCAUUCCUCCUGUGUUGCUCCCCGGCCUCAACAGCCCCUCCUUGCCGGGCUUUACUCCAUCCAACACAGCUUUAACGUCUCCUAAACCGAACUUGAUGGGUCUGCCCAGCACAACAGUUCCUUCCCCUGGCCUCCCCACAUCUGGAUUACCAAAUAAACCGUCCUCAGCCUCGCUGAGCUCCCCGACCCCAGCACAAGCCACCAUGGCGCUGGCCCCUCAGCAGCCCCCCCAACCCCAGCAGCAGCCACAGGUGCAGCCGCCGCCGCCCGCAGCUCAGCCCCCACCCGCGCCACAGCUCCCACCGCAACAGCAGCAACAGCAACGCAAGGACAAAGACAGUGAGAAGGUAAAGGAGAAGGAGAAGGCACACAAAGGGAAAGGGGAGCCUCUCCCUGUCCCCAAGAAGGAGAAAGGAGAGGCCCCCACAGCGGCCACAGCCACGAUCUCAGCACCGCUGCCCACCAUGGAGUAUGCAGUGGACCCCGCACAGCUGCAGGCCCUGCAGGCAGCCUUGACUUCGGACCCCACAGCGUUGCUCACGAGCCAGUUCCUUCCUUACUUUGUACCAGGCUUCUCUCCUUACUAUGCCCCCCAGAUCCCUGGCGCCCUGCAGAGCGGGUACCUGCAGCCUAUGUAUGGCAUGGAAGGCCUGUUCCCCUACAGCCCUGCGCUGUCGCAGGCCCUGAUGGGGCUGUCCCCGGGCUCCCUACUGCAGCAGUACCAGCAAUACCAGCAGAGUCUGCAGGAGGCGAUCCAGCAGCAGCAGCAGCAGCGGCAACUCCAGCAGCAGCAGCAAAAAGUGCAGCAGCAGCCCAAAGCAAGCCAAACCCCAGUCCCCCAGGGGGCUGCUUCCCCAGACAAAGACCCUGCCAAAGAAUCCCCCAAACCAGAAGAGCAGAAAAACGCACCCCGUGAGGUGUCCCCCCUCCUGCCAAAACCCCCCGAAGAGCCAGAAGCAGAAAGCAAAAGUGCGGACUCCCUCUACGACCCCUUCAUUGUUCCAAAGGUGCAGUACAAGUUGGUCUGCCGCAAGUGCCAGGCGGGCUUCGGUGACGAGGAGGCGGCGAGGAGCCACCUGAAGUCCCUCUGCUUCUUCGGCCAGUCUGUGGUGAACCUGCAAGAGAUGGUGCUUCACGUCCCCACGGGCAGCGGCGGCAGUGGCGGCGGCGGCGGCAGCGGCGGCGGCGGCGGGAGUGGCGGCGGCUCGUACCACUGCCUGGCGUGCGAGAGCGCGCUCUGUGGGGAGGAAGCUCUGAGUCAACAUCUCGAGUCGGCCUUGCACAAACACAGAACAAUCACGAGAGCAGCAAGAAACGCCAAAGAGCACCCUAGUUUAUUACCUCACUCUGCCUGCUUCCCCGAUCCUAGCACCGCAUCUACCUCGCAGUCUGCCGCUCACUCAAACGACAGCCCCCCUCCCCCGUCGGCCGCCGCCCCCUCCUCGUCCUCCGCUUCCCCCCACGCCUCCAGGAAGUCUUGGCCGCAAGUGGUCUCCCGGGCUUCGGCCGCGAAGCCCCCUUCUUUUCCUCCUCUCUCCUCAUCUUCAACGGUUACCUCAAGUUCAUGCAGCACCUCAGGGGUUCAGCCCUCGAUGCCAACAGACGACUAUUCGGAGGAGUCUGACACGGAUCUCAGCCAAAAGUCCGACGGACCGGCGAGCCCGGUGGAGGGUCCCAAAGACCCCAGCUGCCCCAAGGACAGUGGUCUGACCAGUGUAGGAACGGACACCUUCAGAUUGUAAGCUUUGAAGAUGAACAAUACAAACAAAUGAAUUUAAAUAAAAAGAUUAAUAACAAACCAAUUUCAAAAAUAGACUAACUGCAAUUCCAAAGCUUCUAACCAAAAAAAAAAAAAAAAAAAAAAAAAAA